GCGGCGGCUCGUGUUUCCCUGGGUUCCCGCGUGCCUUGCAGCAGUCUGCUCUGUGGGUUGGGGCCCCUCGUCCUGCUGGGACCCGGGAGAUCGCGAUGCCGGGCCGACUUAGGGUCCCGCUGCUCGCCUCCCUGCCCGUCCGCCCACAACUCCAUCAUUUGUCAGUCCUAGUCCGGAAAAGUGCCAGGCGAAGUGUGCGCCUGAACCGCCUGGCUGUUUAACGCCGGAUGAUACCUAUUGUGUGGCCCGACACCACGUCAGCUCAUACACCAUGGCUGGCACUGCAUUGACUGCCUUUUUUCCUCCUCUCAAUUAAAGCUGCCAUUAAAGAGACCCGACCAUGGAAAGCGAACCAUUGGUGAUAUCGAAACAGAAGACUGAGCUGGUGUGUGGGGUCCCCACCCAGGUGGUCUGCACAGCCUUCAGUAGUCACAUCUUGGUGGUAGUGACCCAGUUUGGGAAGAUGGGUACCCUGGUCUCCCUGGAGCCCAGCAACGUGGCAAGCGACAUCAGCAGACCGAUGCUCACUACAAAAGUCCUUCUGGGGCAGGAUGAGCCUCUCAUCCACGUCUUCGCAAAGAACCUGGUAGCAUUUGUGUCUCAGGAAGCUGGAAAUCGAGCAGUCCUCCUAGCUGUGGCUGUGAAGGACAAAAGCAUGGAGGGGGUGAAAGCCUUGAAGGAGGUGAUUCGGGUGUGCCAGGUGUGGUGACCGAAUUCAACAAUAUCAAGCAGAAACAGAGACCUCCACAGAGGGACUCAAAAGACCCCCUCACUCCCUGCUUUUUAUCAUAGAAGGAGAAACGGAAAAAAUAUUCCUGUCUCAAGCAGACUCUUACUGUGGUUACCAAGAUCGCCCACAGAUGGGAAGAAGAGAAAUGUGUCUUGAGGAAGUUAUGAAUGGUUCUCACUGGAGUCCAAAUCGCUGCAUAUAUUUGAGAACUGAAAGGAUGAGUCAGCAGGUAUGACUCAUGGCUCUCAAUGUGCAGGACCAAUUCUAGGAGGAAGUUUCUUUUUUAUUAAAAGUAAAUGCGUAUUUCA
This is a messenger RNA of Tupaia belangeri chinensis (Chinese tree shrew), 1038 nucleotides long. RefSeq names its product proteasome assembly chaperone 3 (gene PSMG3). Gene Ontology annotation, biological process: proteasome assembly. NCBI's taxonomy places the organism in Eukaryota, Metazoa, Chordata, Mammalia, Scandentia, Tupaiidae. The transcript has 2 exons. The record is from RefSeq and is a predicted model, not a curated record. The coding region runs from base 341 to 709 and encodes 122 amino acids.